UCGGUUGAAAAUUCCAAAAAAUUAGUUGAGCAGCGUUCGCUGAAGUAACACAAUUGGUGAUAAUUUCUUAGGAUUAAAGAAGUGAAACAAAAAUGGAUCCAUCUAUCGAUGAAGAUCUUACUCCAGAGCAAAUUGCAGUCUUGCAAAAAGCCUUCAACAGUUUCGAUCACCAAAAAUGCGGCAGCAUCUCAACUGAAAUGGUAGCUGAUAUUCUUCGCUUGAUGGGUCAACCUUUCGAUAAGAAAAUUUUAGAAGAACUUAUCGAUGAAGUUGAUGAAGAUAAAUCUGGUCGCUUGGAGUUUGAAGAAUUCGUGCAAUUGGCAGCUAAAUUUAUUGUUGAAGAAGAUGAUGAAGCAAUGCAAAAGGAAUUACGUGAAGCCUUCCGUUUGUACGAUAAAGCAGGCAAUGGUUACAUUCCAACUUCAUGUCUUCGUGAAAUCUUGCGUGAAUUGGAUGAUCAGCUAACUAAUGAAGAAUUGGAUAUUAUGAUUGAAGAAAUCGAUUCUGAUGGUUCGGGUACCGUUGAUUUCGAUGAAUUCAUGGAGAUGAUGACUGGAGAAUAGAUUGCAUUUGAAUUUUAUAUAAAAUUACUCAAAUCAUACCACAACCAAUGUACUAAUUGUACACAGAAAUAUUUAUUUAUGUUGUUAAGCUUUUUGAUAAUAAGUGCAAUUUUUUUCAGUGUAAAUAAAGUAAUCAAAUAAUUAAUUACCAUGUAUCAAAUGAAAUAAAAUGUUAAUAAUAAAAU
Molecule: messenger RNA, 748 nt
Organism: Teleopsis dalmanni
Lineage: Eukaryota; Metazoa; Arthropoda; Insecta; Diptera; Diopsidae
Product: troponin C
Exons: 4
Coding region: 93-563 (156 amino acids)
Molecular function (GO): calcium ion binding; enzyme regulator activity
Source: RefSeq, a predicted model, not a curated record